AUGAGUUCUUCGGGUUCUUCUGUCGGCGAGCGAUCUCAUAGCUCGACUCAAAGUUGUCCGAAGUGUUCAUCGGGUCCAUACUGUAUUAAAUGUGGCUUUCAUGGAUAUGAGAAUUUCUAUGAAACGGCAUCCUCAUAUGAAAGCAGAAUAUCCCAUCACUCACAUCACUCGAAGGCUCCAUAUUUUCGUGUUCCGCAAUGUCGACCGCCGUCUCAAUGCCCAUUUCACUCUUGUGAUGUCCAGCAAACAACCUGGCCACAAUUUCGCCGAUCGGAGAAGACCUUCUUGAUCAUAUUUUCAACGACUUUCCUUAUUGAGAACAUUGUGCAAUGGAGCUUCUACAACUUGCCUGAACUUGGAAGACCACUUGAAGAACAAUUCUCAAAAGAUCCCCUUGAGUUAAUCCACACUUUCUUUGGCACCAUCAUUCUCAUCACUUAUCUCUUCUUCUGGAUGUUCGGUGUCUACUCAAUUUUGCUGAAAAUACGGCGAUUGCUCUUUGUGUUCAUAGCGUAUUUGGUGGGU
This is a messenger RNA of Mesorhabditis belari, 525 nucleotides long. NCBI's taxonomy places the organism in Eukaryota, Metazoa, Nematoda, Chromadorea, Rhabditida, Rhabditidae. The record is from the annotation of a GenBank genome assembly.